UUGUUGUUUGACAAAGAAACUGCCUUUAUUGUUAAUUUUGUUUAGUAUAAUAAAACAUGAAGGCUGGACCUGUGUUAACUUUCCUUAUGGUACUUCGUCUGGGUUCUGGAUAUACGUCAUUUGAAGUAAGAAUGCCAGAUGUUAGUCCGAAAAAAAAAGAGGCUUAUCUGUGUACUGCGAAGAAGCUCCCUACAAAAAACUCAUAUGCAGUAAAAUUUAAGCCUUUGGCUGAUGAAGGAACAGCCCACCAUAUGUUGGUAUUUGCUUGUGCAAAACCAAAACACUAUAAGGAAUAUUGGGAUUGUGCAAAAGACAGCCCUUGUAAAGAUUAUGAAGAAACAAUAGUCUAUGCUUGGGCCAAAAAUGCACCUGAGUUAAAAAUGCCAAAAAACGUUGGAUUUGCUAUGGGAAAAAGAGUAUGGCGUUCAUAUCUUGUUGUACAAGUGCACUAUGCUAGACCAUUAGGUGAUGAUGAGAUCGAUACAACUGGUGUAGCAGUGUACUUGACUCAUCAUAAACCGAAAUACUCUGCAGGAAUCUACUUGUUUGAAACAAGUCAAUUUGUUCUGCCUCCUAAGUCAAUAGGAAUUCAUGUGGAUGUGUCCUGCAUGUAUGAUGCAAGCCCAAUUCUACCAUUUGCAUUUAGGACGCAUGCGCAUGAUCAUGGGAGGGUUAUAUCUGCAUAUAGAAUAAGAGAUGGAAAAUGGAGUUUAAUCGGCAUCGGUAGUCCUCAGAGAGCUCAGGCAUUUUAUCCAGUCAGCAAAAAGAACCACCAUGUCAUUAAAAGAGGAGAUCGUUUGGCUGCCAGAUGUACAUUUGAUAAUCAGAAUUCCUCUGAGGUUGUUCAGCCAGGAGAAUAUUCUGAUAAUGAGAUGUGCAAUUUUUACAUGAUGUACUACACAAAAACACAUCAUCACAUUCCAGAAGGAUGCCAUCGUCAUACAUCAAAAUUAAAAUUUCCUGAGGGUUCUGAUGUGUGGCCUCCAGAUCAUAUCACUAGUACUGUACCUACUAUGAAAAAAACAACAGAACCAACAUUGAGUAGUGCUUCUAACAAUACUCAAACAACUACUCAAAAUGUCCAUGUCAGUGUAAACAUACCAAAAAAUUCAGUUUUUACGAAAACAGCCCAAAUUUUGCAUCCAAAGCCACUAUUUCAAAAUAACUGGAGCAUGGAGGCAAAAGUCGGUCCAGUUUAUGGCUUGGCAAUAGAUGCUGUACAUCGUGUUGUGUUGAUCCAUCGAGGCAAAAAGUCUCAAAAAUAUGAUGUUUUUGAUGAAGAAAAUGUUUACAUUGGACCAGAUAAACCACUCAGCGAAAAUGCAGUGUUACACCUGACACCAGAUACAGGACGUCUCGUCGAAGCAACUGCUCAAAAUAGAUUUUAUGUUCCUUACGGUUUAUCAAUCGAUGGGACUGGAAAUUACUGGGUUACUGAUAUUGCGUUGCAUCAAGUCAUCAAAUUUUCCAGCACAAGCUUCGACAAACCUGCUUUGACACUGGGAGAAAGAUUUGUACCUGGUGUCGAUUUGAAGCAUUUCUGUCAACCGACUGAUGUAGUGAUUGAUAAACUUGGAAAUAUUUACGUGACCGAUGGUUUGUGCAAUAAUCGAAUUAUAAAAUUUUCUACUCGUGGCGAACCUAUAAAAACAUGGGGAAAGCAAGGAACAGGCACUGGCGAACUGAACACGCCACUUAGCUUGUCGCUAGAUGACCAUUCAAAUCAUUUAUACGUGUGUGAUGGUGGAAACGGACGUAUUCAGCUAUUUCACACCGAUGGUAAAUUUGUAAAAACAAUUCAACAUAAAGAAUUCGGCAGCCGGUUAGCUGCACUGCACUUCAAUCCAGCCUAUGGUGGCGUCUUAUAUGUAGUGAGUGCGGAAAGCCAUGGUCAUAAGCCAAAGGGAUUCACAAUGGAUACCAAUACCGGUGACGUCUUAAAUGUUUGGAAUAUAGAUAAGGGUUUUCAGCACCCGCAAGAUAUUAUCAGCUCUGAAGAUGGCACAACAUUGUACGUAUCUGAAGUUCUUUCGAGUCAUGUGUGGAAGUUUAAAAUUACAAUUUCUAGCGACGCUUCUAUGAAGAAAGGACAUACGCAAGGUUUUCCAUGGAAGGAAAUAGAUAAAGUACAAAAAGUUAAUUCCUCAGAAGACACGGAAAAAGUAUUAAACAAAACCGUUGUAGACGAGGAUGUUACUAUGGUGCCGGCGGUUGUCGUCGUCGUCGUCCUAGCGACGCCCAUCAUACUGGUAUUUGUCGCCGCUAUUAUACAACACAUGAGAUUUAAAAGUAGACAGAAAAAAGUUUUACGACAAAAGAGACAAAAUAAACUACAUCCCAAAAACAAAGAACUUUGUUUCGGUUGUUGUGUGACUCCGAGAUAUUACUAUGACGGUAACCGAGGUUUUGAUAAACUUAUACAAGAGUAUAGUGAAGAAAGCGCCGAAGAAGAGGAUUUGUUUAGCCGGAAAGCUUGAGUGUGUUAUUUUUGUGUGUGGAAAACUCAUUUUUUAAAUUCUAAUGUAUUUACAUCUUUUUUGUUGAGUUGAUAAUUUCACGCGUUUAU
Molecule: messenger RNA, 2566 nt
Organism: Hydractinia symbiolongicarpus
Lineage: Eukaryota; Metazoa; Cnidaria; Hydrozoa; Anthoathecata; Hydractiniidae
Product: peptidyl-glycine alpha-amidating monooxygenase-like
Exons: 20
Coding region: 57-2477 (806 amino acids)
Biological process (GO): peptide metabolic process
Cellular component (GO): extracellular region; membrane
Molecular function (GO): copper ion binding; protein binding; oxidoreductase activity, acting on paired donors, with incorporation or reduction of molecular oxygen, reduced ascorbate as one donor, and incorporation of one atom of oxygen
Source: RefSeq, a predicted model, not a curated record